AUGGCGGCAGAGAGGGGAUCGACCUCGUCAGUUGUCAAACUAAAUCUAAGUGCGAUUAAAAAGAGCGAUCAAUAUGUGGUAAAUAUUAUAGAUAAUGCUUCACAAGUGGCACUCUAUAAAUUUAACGGAACGACACAGGCGUGGGUAAGUACAGCUCAGCUCAUUUUUCUACACGUGUGAUCAUAAACUGCUUUCGUUUACAUUUGUGCGACCGUCAGUCGUUUUUGGUGUUAUCAGUGUGGAUCUAUUUCCUUACGAAGUCGUAGAAGAGAUCAAGAUGCUUGGUAUUGCUCUAUCAUUUCAAAAAUAUGUCCAAUAGUUUUAAAUCACCUGCAGAUAAGUCUUUUUAAUUUAAUUGAAAUCUAUAUAUCAGCUGUAUUAAAUAAUGACAUCUUUCGGUUACGUGACUGUACAGGUCAUGAGUAUAAAAAUUUAUCACAUAGAUGCGCUUGCAUGAUGCACUAUAAAGCUAAAUCGGUGAAGAAACAAUAAUGAAUGCGUAAUUGAGGGAAUUGACAUAAAAAAAUGAGGGCGUUAGAUACUAAAACAGUGCCAACAGACCAAUUUACAGUUAAGAAUGGAAACGUGGCUGGAGUUGAUUGAUACAACCCUUCCUGCUUUCUUAUGUAAAUCUUAUCGUUCUUAUCCCAACUAGUAUUUUUCAAGCAUAAUUUCCAUAAGAAAACAAAGGGGGUUUGUAUCAAAACGUUGUCAACCCCAGCCUCGCAUUCACUCGAAGGCUAGCGUACUAAGCAUUCAACUGUAAAAUGGUCUAUUCGUUCACGUUUCAUGUAAACUAUGGCCUUUCAUUUGGCAGCUGAUGGAACAGGGGGUUGUGGGGAGGGGGAAGGAUGAGAAUAAGAUUCUUUGGAGUUGGGGGGGGUUGGAUGGUUUACGAGGAAACGUUUACCCCCAGGUAAUGUCCCCCAACCAAAAAUUUUAACAACAAAUUACAAUGUGUUCAUAAUCACACUAUUUCUGUAAUCAGGUGGUCCUCAGGAAAACAAAUUAUGAAGCAACUUCAGAUCACCCUGCCACUUGUUGGGACACUUUAAAGCAUAAAACAAUAGGUACUUUUGUUAUUCAAUGAGAUGCAAAUAAGUGGCAGGGUAUGGUGAAGUUCAAAUUAAUAUAAGAAGAAAACUAAUAAUUGUCAGAAUGGAGAUGUGUAGGGAAACAUUGACUUGUGGCUGUUGUAGCGAGAUGACUCAUAUGGAUAGGUGGCUGUUAGUGGAGUUUUGACUGUAUUUAGACCUCCUACAAUUCUCCUCAUACAGGGGCACCCAACGGCAAUUUUUGGGAAAAUAUCUGUUCGGAAGACGAUUUGAGAUCUAGAAUUUUCGGAGCAUUUGUUGUAAAAUUUCUUGCUUGCCUGCCUCUCCUAGGAUUUUCGAACAUCUACAAAAUGGUGUAAUUACUCAUUUUUAAGAGAUUUUUGCCCUAAAAAAGGCCACCUAGAAUUUUCGGGAGCCUUUUCCUGGCUGAAAUUUUCGAGAAGGUAAGUUUUUAUCCCUAUAGUUUUCGGAUCACUAGAUUUUCAGCUAGGAAAUCCGAACAGAUGAAAAGUUUUUAGGGGAUAAAAAUAUGCCUAUAUCUACCGUUUGAGUACUAAACAAUGCUAUGUUAAGUGGUUUUGAACUAUAUCCUCGUUGGGUGCCCCUGCUCAUAUACAACCACCCCAGUUGAUAAGAGCCGUUGUGUCUUAAUAAACUUUUUAAGUGCUUUUAACCAUGCUGAAAGAGGAGAAGAGCAUUACUUGUAAGUUUAGAAACUUGUUGUAUAUUUAUUAAGGGUUUUGUUUAUUGUUUGUCUGACGAUUGUCGCCAAGAUAUUGAUCGCGACGUUACACACCAUUCGAAUGAUGAACAAUAUCUUUCAUGACAUUGUUGUUUAUUUGUAUUGAUUUUUAUUGUAGGAGAAAACAGAUGUGGAAGGAGCCCUAUUUGUUUAUAGCAGGUAAGUCAGUAAACUAUUACAGUAGAGUUCUGGUAAUCUGAAUCUUUGGAGGAGAGUUACAGUUUUGUAUGACUAUUAUAUAAAAUUACCAGUAGUGUUAAUAACAAAUAUAUGAGUCAUAUUAGCCUGGGAGCAAGCUGUCCGGGGCGCUCUGGCGGUGGGGAGGGAAAAGGAAGGAGAGCUUGCAACUUGGUCUCUGGAAUUUGAAUUCCACCUCCAAUUCUCCUGUGGCUCCCCGUCAACUGAGCUGUCAGAUUUCUGCCAAUCGGCAUGAAGCAGAAAACAAACAUGCGCGAAUGUAAACAAACAUUGAAAAACAUGUGCCAAGGGUGAUGAUGUCAUUUCUAAUGUCAUCUCAGGCAAUCAGCAUUUUGCCUCCACUUUUUGAUGCAGAUAUUCAAAUUCCAGAUGUUUGAUGUGAUAAAAAUUUUUAAUGUGAUAAAUUAUUAAUCUUGUGGUUUGUAAUCCAUUUUUUAGAUCCACUCCUCCUUCCAGUGCCUUCUUCAUAAUGAACAGACUAAAUAUGAACAAUAUGACGGAACCAAUAACAAACAAUAUGGAGUUUAAACUUCAGGAUCCAUUUUUGUUAUAUAGAAACCUCACAAGUAAGUAUCCUCAGAAUUUUAGACAAGUUUUACCAAACUUUCGCUGAUCUGUGCAGGGUGUUCAUUGGGCAUCAGAGAUCGGAGAAUUCUCUGUUUGUUAAUAUGUGACAUCCUAUGAAUAUUUUUAAUUUAGACAUGGAGCCUCUUUUACAAUAUUCUACUGUAAUGUUACACCUUUCCCCAGCUCCUAUAAUUUAUUCUUCAUGAAAAGAGUGAGGCCAUUACAGGGAAAUCUCAGUCUGAGGCCUUGAUUUAUUGACUGAGUGAUAGCGAGGUCAAUACAUCAAGGCCUCGGUCUGAGAUUUCCCUGUCAUGACUGAACAUUAAUAAGUUAUUUAUUAUAUGGCCUUUUCAUUAUGGACCUGAGCCUGCAAUCAAUUAAAACCAACAAGUGGUCAGCGGAUAACUUUAAAAAAACAUGUCACCUCAAUGAAUUGUACACUUGAGCCUGUGAUACAGGCAGGUGACACUGGUCAGCAGGUACCCUUUUUGACAGCUGUCAAUAAUUGACAGCUGUCAAUUAUUGACCAUAACAUGGCAGUCCAUAAGUAAACACAGUUUGUAUAUGCUUUGGACACAGCUAGUGAUGCCUGGUCAUUAUUAGAAAACAGUCAAUCCAAGGGCACGUACUAUUGUAGCCAUAUAAUAAAGUGCCAUAUCCUUAGCCCAAAUUGGCAUUAUUAUUUCUUUGAUUUUAGAGGAGAUAUAUGGCAUCUGGUUUUAUGAUAGCGAUGAAUGUAAAAGACUGGCCAUGCUGUUGACAAAGUAAGUCACAUGUACAUAACUUAUUGAAUCAACCCCAAGUAAUUUUUUUUAAAAUUGUUGUCCACUUCUUUCCUACCUAUCAUUACCCAAAGACAAUUUGUAACAGUUUUAGUGUACUUAUAGAGUAAUUCGAGAGCUUAAGUAACCACUAUGAUGAUAGCGGUGUAAAAGUCAGUGAAAAAUGUAUUUGAGUUGUUUCAAACUUAUUGACUUUAGCCUUUCCCAACUUGUCAAAUGAGGCAAGUUUUCCAGGAGUUAAACACACCCAAGUUCUAAAUGUGAAAAUAGCAUUUGUUUUGUGUUGUAUAUCCUCCAUGGGAGUUUCAUUUCUUAGUUGUGCAUUGGUCGUGUAGUUGUCCUCAUGGUUGCCUAAGUUCUCUAUUUUUAACAGGACCAGGCAAUUCUACAAAGAAUGUUACAGUUUCAUAAAGCACUAAAUCUUGCAUGUCCAUUUUGUUUGCAGGCUUUCUUCGGAGACAGCACCAACAACCAAGCCAGUGAGUAAUCCUCCCCCACCUGUGCAAAGUCCUCAGGUAAUUUUCUUUCUUUAUCCCUUUCUUUUUUCCCCUUUUUUGAGGUCUUUAGAUGACAUUUUCAUGCAGCCUUAUUUAGCUACUUAACGUUUCCUUUUCAUAGAAGGAUAAAAAGGAGAGUUCAACAGAGGAAAAAGUUGAUAUCAUGCAGCUUUUUGCUAAAGCACAAGAAAGAUACAUUAAUGAGGUACUGUAACACUAUUAAUAUUAUUAUAGGAUCUGAAUGUUUACUCCUUUGCUUUGUAAACAGCAAAUGAUUUUAGACUCAAGUAAUGCACAUCAUUCAUAAGCUGUAGCUGUGAUAUAUUUUGUAUCUUUUAUUGUUAACUGUAAUGGUAUAACAUUAGUAUUUGUACAGGUCUUCAUUUAAGGCAGCUUCUUGCAGAUCUUGUUUAAAAGAAUGGUUUCAUAGAUUUUUUUUUACACAAAUGUUCUGUGCUUUGCCUUUUUUUGCCCCCAUGCAGACCAAAGCAAGUAAUCCAGUCACCUCGUCUACAGCGAGUAGCAAUCCUCAGAAACAACCAGUACCUCAAGAACAAAAAGAACAGCAACAACGAUUUCUCCAACAAAACCAAGCUCAGCAAGAGCAACUUCAAAGACUUUUUCAAAAUGAGGACACUCGCCCAAAAAAGCAAAGAGCCUACUCCUCCCCCGCUACUUAUCUGUCAGAUAAAGUACCCCCCUCUCCCAUGGGUAGUAAGACGACAUCCAAGGGGGAGGAGCAAGAGAAUAGUGUUUUACCUGGAGGGGAGAGACAGUCAAGGAAAGGGCACAAUAAAGUGAAGAGCCUAACGCUGUCUGACGUUAAAAUGCCCGUGGGUCCAGGUGAGAGAUUAAAGAAUCUUUGGGUAACGCAAUUUAUGUCACACAAUUUUCAACUAUUGCGGUUGGUGACAACCGGCUGUGGAAUUGACUGGCACGUCAAAAAUGGCAGCUGAAAGUUGUGGAAGAAAUCAAAAGGAAUAAAUAAGCGAAGAAAGGGUUUCUUAAUCCUAUCAUAAUGCUAUUUAAAAUAAACGAGGUUUCAAAUCCUAGGAUAGUAAACUGAUUACCAUAUGCAAUCUACUGUUGAGAUGUGGGACUGAGAAGCGGCUCCGGUUUACGGUCAUCUCGCCACCAAGAAGUCUUACUCGCCACCACAUAAUAACUCUGCAACAAUUGACACUCUUUACUUACCUGGGAUUGUUUCUUCUUCCCCAAGCCCAAAUAUAAGUUUAUCGAUUUUAAUUGACACCUUGCGUCGAACUUCUCAUCUUUAGUUUUAUUUUUGGCCAACAAUUGCGACUUUUUAAUACCUUAAAACAGCUUAUUUGCAUCGCUCAAAAAGUGUGACUUGUUUAAAAUCCAACAGCCUUUCUUAUGAAAGUUGUUUAAUAUUGUCACUUGAACCUUACCUCCUUAAAUUUGAUUGUAAAUUUAAAGUGAAAGAAUUCUUUUUAGAGACUUGUCCUUUCACUAAGUAUGAAGAUACAUAUUUCUUGGUAGCGAAUUAGUUGGUGGGGAGAUGGUUUGGUGGCGAGGUGACCCGGAUAUCGCGGCUCGCGCGUUCUCUCGCGGCUUUCUUGUCUGAUUUCUCAGGCCACCUUGUGACCUCUUUUAAUUUACACAGCCCAGUUAUUAAAUCUUUUCUCGAAGAAAAUUGUUGUUUUAAAAUGAUAGUAACGCAGGAUUGUUUCCAGGUGGACUCAUCACUCAGACACAAGAUGACUCUGCGAUUGACAGCACAAAAUCGGGAGCUCAAAGGAAGGUACAAAUGUGUAAAAUGUUAAUUUUUUUCGCCGUUGUGUGAUCGAUUGACCCUCUUCCCCGUGAAGCGUGGUGUUGUCUUGGUUGGCUGGUUGGACAAAUCUGAUGAGGAAUGUUUCGCCUCCUCCUAGAAUUUAACGUCACCUGCUUUACAGUUAUGAGCCGCAAGAAGCAGUUAAAAAGCUUGGCUCCUGGCUCAUACGUAUUUGAUUACACACUAUCAUGAGCCAGCUUUCGAAUUACAAGGUUCAGGAAAGUUGGUUUGCAACGUGCUCUCAAUGAAGUUUUUCUUGUUUAUAGUUAUUUCAAAGCGAUCGACCAGAGGUCAAGAGUAUGGUUACACUACCCACACCAUCAACUGCGUCUGCGCAAUCAACAGUUGCUGCUCAAGUUAAGGUGAGCGUGUGCGGGCACCGUAGUGUGUAAGUGCGUCUUUGUUUGAACGCUAUUGGAAAAGAAUUUACUUAAGUUCGCCAAUCUUGGUAACUCGGGCCCGUAUCUGUCCCCUCCCUUCCCCCGCCCCCAUAAGAAAUAGACCACAACACCGGGGACUACGUCCCCUAAUCUUUACGAACAUUGUUUCUUUAACGUCCCACAGUAAAUGUUCAAGGGUUCUGAGGCGCGGCCUACGGUUUAUCGUCAUUAUCGAGAAGACUAGAAAGUCUAACCGUUCGCAGAUGUCUUUACAAAGGCAGCACUUUCCCCUCAGUUAUUAAAAAUACCCUUAGUGUUGGUCCAGCCGAGGUGUGAACCAGCGGCGUCCCGCUAGGCAGACCGGCGCUUCCGGGGAUUAGCUCCAGACUGUCUAGCUAAAAAAUUUAAAACGAGGUCUGAAAUUCACAGGAGAGACACACGCAACGAGAAUAAGAUUGACAUUCCAGGGUACAGAACUGCCGCAACUUGCCAAAGGACCUUUCAUUAUCGGACCGUUUCAUUGUGGAACGCUUUACUCGAAAGGCUCACUAAGUUAACAAACGUUGUGACUUUCAAGAAGGAACUUAUGCAUUAUUUUAUAUCGUCUCAUUAAGCAGUCUGUUUUUUAAAGACAGGGGUUGCUUACUACUGUCUUUGUCUCUUAGGGGCUAUGUUAAUCAUGUCUCGUUAAAAUCUUGAAAAUAUAUAGUUUUAUAGUUUCAUUUUUUAAUCUUUUGUUCUCUUACAUAGAUUUUUCUCCAUGAUAUUGAUGUAAUUACUUUGAAAAACCAGACUUGGAAAGUAAUAUUAUUAUUAUUAUUAUUAUUAUUGUUAUUAUUAUUAUUAUUAUUAAUAAUUAUUAAUUAUUAAAUUAAUAAUAAUAAUAAUAAUUUAUUGUUUAUUAUUAUUAUUAUUUUAUCCAAGUGAACUAACCGGGCGGCGGUUUUUCUCUGUGUUGCAGGAGUCCCCUCAAAAGCCUUCACAGGAUCAAGCCCUAGCCGCGGCCGCAGCCGCUGCCGCAGCGGGGUCUUCUCUUAUGUCUCCAUUAGCUUUCCAGUCUUCAGGGAAAGUAACGAUUAUGACACCUCCCUCACAGACGAAACAGCCCGCUCCAAAAAUGGAAAUUGCCCCUUUGACCCAAGAGCAGCUUGUUCAAGCAAUGACGUAUUUAUUGAAGGUAACUUUUGUUGCUUAAAGAGAGGCACAACGAGCAAGCGGCCUCAGAACCUUCGCAUUCUGGGUGGUCGCUUACGGGAGUUUUGACUUAAUUAAUAAGCAGUAUAUUGAUAUUAGAAGUAAUUAGCAAAAACCGCAUUUGCGCGAGCGCUUAAAACAGUUAAUUGCCAAAGUCUUAUGUACUGUAUACUUAAAAUAGUUUGUCGUUCAUUUCUUUUCAGAAUGAUCCAGAAUUUGUUACCAAAAUCCACGAGGCAUACUUUAAGAGUUUACAGGACAAACUGCCAACUUAGCAGCUCUCUAUUAAAACUGUUACAGAUGGUUGGCGAUGUGACUGUAAAACCCGUAACCAAGGGGAACCCAAGAGUCGCGCAAACGUUACAACGAGGAAAGGGGAGAAGCUUGUUUUCACUAUGGUGGUGAUGUUGAAAAAUUGUUGGAUAAAAAAAGUGUUUCGAAGAACGGUUUUGUUGAUGUUAAUAAUCCUAAUAGGACUAACUAGCUCAGUUCCCUGUCUCACUUCAACCACACGUAUUGUUCGACCCAAGGGAAGUUUUACUUGUUUGAUCAUAAUCACAAAAUAAUUUUUGAAGCUAGAAUGAUUAACCUCUACUCAGUCCUAUAACGAACUAAUCGUGUUUAUCAAAAAAAAUGUCCUUUUAUUGUCUGGGUAUAGUGCCUUCUGUACUGUUGCCUCAAGUUAUACCUUAACCAGGGAAGUAAAUAGCCAACCAGAUUCAAGAACCUUUUUAUACAUAUAUUUUAUUAACCCAGUAAUUCCCAUUUUCUUAGUUCACUUCUGUUGAUGUUUGCUAUGACUUUCAACACUGAUGUUUGUAUUAACACCUAACCUCUGUUAUGAAGAAAAGUUGCUUACAAAAAUGUCAAGCGAACGAAUAAGUUUUUCGCGAAAUAGUUUACAUUUGUGAACAUAUCGUUGUCGUUUUCUGCAUCAUCAUCAUUAUCAUCAUUAUCAUCAUCGUCAUCAAUAUUUGUGCAUGUAUAAUUUAAGUUUUUAAUCGCAUAGAGUUGUUAUCUUUACCCGCACCAAGGGCUGCGAUUGUUUCGCUUUUGCAUAAAUUUGCUUUAAAAAUAUUAGUCAGAAGAAAAAUUCCCACAAUGCUGCAGUCUGCUUGCUAGAACCCUUGACAGCUGAAUUGCUAGUUCUCAAAUUAACUUGUUGCCUUUGAGCAAUGGGACAUUUUAUAGUUGCGGGCCUGGUGUCCUAGCCUUUGAGUGAACGUGAGGCUGAGGUUGACCUUGUUUUUGAUACAAACCUCCUCCCUUUUCUAAUAGAAAUUUUGCUUGAAAAAUACUAGUUAGCAUAAGAACAACAUGAUUACAUUAUAAAAGAGGAGGCAUUGUUUCAAAACAAGGUCAACUCCAGCCGUGUUUCCAACUGUAACUGUAAAAUGGGCUAUUUAACUUUACUGUGGCAGGAGCCCAUGUAGUGAAACAAUGGUUACCAAAUGAUCUGCCUGAUUCUUGCUUGCUUCUUCGGCUAGUUAUAAUAAAACAAGGGAUAAAGCAAACCCUUGUAAGGCUGCCAAUCUCGGUCCCAGGGUUCUCUUUUGUCAUGCGCUAAGAAUCGCUUGCGCGUAGAACGGGACCUGGAAACGAGAUUGCGGCAAGGCUCAUAGGGAUAUUGCUGUUUAA
Molecule: messenger RNA, 8851 nt
Organism: Porites lobata
Lineage: Eukaryota; Metazoa; Cnidaria; Anthozoa; Scleractinia; Poritidae
Source: the annotation of a GenBank genome assembly